UUGCUGUCCAAUUCUGCAACAGGCGUCAUUUCCAGGAUGCAAUUGAAUAAGAUCACCACAGUGUGACAGCAGAGCUCGGUGCACUGAGGGUCUCGGCAACCUGGAGGGCUCCAUCACCCCAAUAAUAGCCAAGGUCUUCUCAGCUCUGCCUCUCACUGAUGCAUUAUGCUCUUCAGGAUACUCUGCUCCUUCUCCAACUCUCGUCUGUGGAUUCACACAUGCUUGGAGCAUCAAAUCUCCCACAUGCCGAUAACUUGCUAAGGGUUGAGAUGGAUGGCUUCAUCCUGGGGGUUGGUGACCCUUAAGUGCUGGUGAGAUGUCCUUCAGUGGCGACUCAAGCCAGCCCCCCCCUUCCGCGCCCUCCCUCAACCACACGUCCUCUUCACGACCGCCGCCAUGGGAGGCGGGUCGCUCAAAUGAUUCUCUGCUCUCAGAUCUGUCAGGUCUCAGCCAUGAAGAACAAUGUCACACGUCUCCAAUCCUGACGGCGUUUCUGGUGGCGUGGUACACCAUCGAAAUGGUGCUGGGCCUGGUGGGCAAUGUCGGCCUUAUUAGCAUAAUUACUCGACGCCGGGAGAAAGCCAACGUCACCAGCAUUUUCAUCUGUAAUCUAUCAUUCUCUGACAUUUUGGUGUGUGUCUUCUGCCUCCCUUUCACACUCAUAUACACGCUCAUGGACCACUGGGUGUUUGGGUCACUGCUCUGCCGCCUGGUCCCCUUCAUUCAAUGUAUGUCUGUGACCGUCUCUGUCCUCUCUCUGGUUUUUAUCGCUCUGGAGAGACACCAGCUCAUCAUUAACCCGGCUGGUUGGAAACCCAGUAUUCCACAGGCCUACACAGCCGUCGUCGUCAUCUGGAUUCUGGCCUGCUUCACGUCUUCACCUUUCCUGGCCUUUCAGCUGCUCACAAGCGAGCCCUAUGCCAACAUGACCCUGCCCCAGCCUGCUCCUUAUCACGAAACGUCACCCCGACAUCACUUCUCACUUGCUAACUCGUCCUCGCUUCAAAAUUCACUACAUUUUCACAACCUUUACGCGUCCUUGCACAUGGAAGCCUGUCUGGAGCACUGGCCCUCCCAGCAUCACCGGCUGACCUACACCACAUGGCUGCUGCUUUUCCAGUACUGCGGCCCUUUGAUUCUCGUCCUGCUGUGUUACGUCCGAGUGUUCGUACGUCUGCGUCACCGCAAAGACAUGCUGGACCGCGCCAGGACGCCGGAGAGCAAGCGCAUGACCCACAGCCGUCGCAUCAACAUCAUGCUGGUGGCCCUGAUCACGGCCUUUGCCCUUUGCUGGCUGCCGCUCACCAUCUUCAACGCUGUGUCCGACUGGAACCAGGACGCGCUUCCCGUAUGCUACCACAACCUGCUCUUCUCCCUCUGCCACCUCCUGGCGAUGUCGUCCACCUGCAUCAACCCCAUCAUCUACGGCUUUCUCAACUCCAACUUCAGGCAGGAGGUGAGGGAGGUGCUCCAAUAUUGCUGCUCCCGCCCUCUGGAGGAGGAGUGUGAGCGCUUCCCCAUAUCCACCGUGCACAUGGACGUGUCUCGUACAUCGGUGCCGCUCGCCUGCAGGAGUAACUCUGCUUCAUAGUCAAGAUGGACAAGCAUCUCCUUUUAACCUUUAAUGGAACUUCUACUCUUUUCAUAACAUCUGAUCACAAGACAGUUUUCCAGGUUUUUAGUGUUAAAUUUUUAGUGCCAUGUAGAUGUUUCACAGGGGUAGGCCAAAUAUGGCCUGCAGGCACAUACGUACAUAGUCGUGAUAUUUGUUGCAUUAAUUUCGCUGUUUUUGUUCC
Molecule: messenger RNA, 1796 nt
Organism: Phyllopteryx taeniolatus (common seadragon)
Lineage: Eukaryota; Metazoa; Chordata; Actinopteri; Syngnathiformes; Syngnathidae
Gene: npy4r
Product: neuropeptide Y receptor Y4
Exons: 2
Coding region: 317-1591 (424 amino acids)
Biological process (GO): G protein-coupled receptor signaling pathway
Cellular component (GO): plasma membrane; neuron projection
Molecular function (GO): neuropeptide binding; neuropeptide Y receptor activity
Source: RefSeq, a predicted model, not a curated record